Messenger RNA from Odontomachus brunneus, 3529 nucleotides. RefSeq names its product E3 ubiquitin-protein ligase MARCH6 (gene MARCH6). The transcript has 5 exons. Lineage: Eukaryota; Metazoa; Arthropoda; Insecta; Hymenoptera; Formicidae. Gene Ontology annotation, molecular function: zinc ion binding. The record is from RefSeq and is a predicted model, not a curated record. Gene Ontology annotation, cellular component: endoplasmic reticulum membrane. The coding region runs from base 324 to 3347 and encodes 1007 amino acids.
AUCCAGACAUUGAACGAAAGUGAUAUCGUUAUAUGCUAGUGAGAGAGACGAUUGUGUUCAUCGUGAAACGACAACGCGUGUGUCGAAGUAACACAAUUUCUAUUUAGUAACUGUACAGACGUACAGUUCUCCUACGAAAUAUUCUGAUAAUUUUCAAGAAACAUAUCUCCACUAUCAAGCUACUGUUUCAUAACUACUGAUAUAAUUGUACGGAAUUUGCACACAUUAUCUUCUACACGCUUAAAUGUUCAACGUUUUAUCACAGUGAUAGAAAAUCGUUUCUGACUCCUUCACUGACACAAAUAGUCUCAAUACCAAAUAUCAUGACGGAGGACAUGUUAGGCGCGGAUAUCUGCAGAGUCUGUCGGUCAGAGGGCUUGGCAGACAGACCAUUGUUUCAUCCCUGCAUCUGCACAGGCAGUAUAAAAUGGAUACAUCAAGAGUGUCUGGUGCAGUGGAUGAGAUACUCACGCAAGGAAUACUGUGAACUCUGUGGUCAUCGCUUCUCAUUUACACCUAUAUAUAGUCCAGACAUGCCACGGCGUUUGCCACUAAGAGAUGUUAUAGGUGGUCUAUUCUCAAGCAUUCUCACUGCCGUCAAGUAUUGGUUACAUUACACAUUAGUGGCAAUUGCUUGGCUGGGAGUUGUUCCUCUAACUGCGUAUCGUACAUACAGAGCCUUGUUCAGUGGUCCACUGGAUUUAGUGCGGAUAAUGUCGUUACCAAUGGAUAUGCUCUCCACGGAAAAUAUCUCUUCAGAUGUAUUUCAUGGCUGUUUUGUAGUCACUUGCACCUUAUUUGCGUUUAUCGGUCUGGUAUGGUUGAGAGAACAGAUCCUACAUGCGGGCGGGCCCGAUUGGCUCGAGAGAGACAACGUGCAGAUACCACUGGUUGACAAUCCACCGGCGGGGGAGGCGAACGCACAGCAGCCGCAACAGGCCCAAGAGGAGCGCGCUAUGCCACAGCAAGCUCAAGACAACAACAAUGUUCCACCUUUCGUUGAUGAUCCACCUAUCCCGCAAGAGGGAGAACUACGUAACGAAGGUAUCUCGCAGCAUCAUUGUAAAUGCAUACAAUGCACAUUUGAUAACGCAAUUAUGAUCUUCAAUCUGGUAGAUCAACGUCCUGCGUACCAAGAGGUAGCGGAAAAUAUGGCUAAUAAUCCGCAAAUCGGUGAACCAGAGGAUUUAGCGCGGAGAGACGCGCAGGCACCGAUUCCCGCUCCGCCACCUCUUCCGAUCAGAGAAGAACUCGAUGCAGAUGGCGUGCAAGCGAAUGCUGCGGUUGACGAGGGUUGGAUGAGAGGACACGUGGUACAGGCGCAUGUAGUGGGUCAGGCGCAGGGCGAAGCCGAGGAAGCCAAUUGGAAUCCCAUGGAAUGGGAUAGACCCGCCGAGGAACUCACAUGGGAACGUCUGCUGGGAUUGGACGGCUCCCUUGUCUUUCUCGAACAUGUCUUCUGGGUUGUGUCUCUAAACACUCUGUUUAUCAUGGUAUUCGCCUUCUGUCCCUAUCACAUCGGUCACUUCGCAAUAACGGGAUUAGGAUUGCAAGAGCACGCGGCGGCGUCGCAUUUCGAAGGCCUGGUGACUACGCUUUGCGGUUACUGCGUCAUCGGCGUUUGUCUGGUGGUCCUUCAUACUCUCGCCGCGCUGCUAGGCUUUCAACGUUCCCAGCGAAUUCUGGGACUCUGUUACGUGAUCGUCAAGGUCUCCCUGCUCUCCGUCGUGGAGAUUGGUGUACUUCCAUUAGUUUACGGCUGGUGGCUGGACAUUUGCUCGCUAGCAAUGUUUGACGCCACGCUCAGAGAUCGAGAAUCUUCGUUCAGACUCGCUCCCGGCACGUCCAUGUUUAUCCAUUGGCUGGUAGGGACGGUCUACAUGUAUUACUUCGCAGCGUUUAUUCUUCUGUUGCGUGAGGUUCUGCGACCUGGAGUCGUCUGGUUCGUGCGCAACAUAAACGAUCCCGACUUCUCCCCUAUACAAGAGAUGAUACAUCUUCCCAUACUGCGACACGUACGACGACUGCUUGCGUCCGCGAUUAUAUUCGACACGGUAAUCCUGCUGAUGUUAUGGCUACCCGUGAAAAUUCUUCGAUGGGCUUGGCCGGGAUUUCUACCCUACACCGUGACCGUGCAAAGCGAAGCUCAGGUGAGCGAGCUCUCAUUGGAACUGCUGCUGCUACAAGUGAUUCUACCCGCGUUGCUCGAGCAAUCGCACACACGCACGUGGCUCAAGGCCCUCGUGAGGGCGUGGUGCCGCGUAGUGGCGUGGAUGUUGGAUCUGCAGUCGUACCUUCUGCGAGAUCAGACGGACGAUCCGGAGCCGGCGGUCGUCGAAGAGCCGCAACAUCCUGACUUGGGUGCCGCGCAUCAAGCGUUGCUGCAACGAGAGGGACCCACGGGAUUUCAACCGUACGUCAGACCGCGUUGGUUCCCCGCGCGACUGGUCGGCCUCGUGCUCUGCGUCUGCGUAUCCCUCGUGAUCGCCAGCCUGGUGGCCAUGACGCUACCCGUGUGGCUCGGACGUAGAGUAAUGGCGUUAUGGAUGGUAGGAGCGCCCGCUCCCUCGCCACCUGUGCUACCGCCAACGUUAACCGGAUCCGAUGGUGGCGAAACUGUAGGACCACUCUCUGGGAGGGUGCACGAGGUAUACACGGUAGCUUGCGGCACGUACGUGUGCUGGGCCGCAGCACGAGGCUUGGUGCUAGCCUUCUCCUGGCUACCUCGCGGUCGCAGGGCUAUCCUAGACCGAAUUAAGCACUGGGCGAUCCUAGGCAUGAAGGCCUCGGUGGCGUUUGUGCUGUUGGUCGGAGUGAUACCGCUCCUGUUCGGUCUUCUUCUGGAGUUGGUGGUGGUAGUACCGUUGCGCGUCCCGCUCGAGCAAAAUCCCAUCUUGUUUAUCUGGCAGGAUUGGGCGUUGGGCGUGCUAUAUACGAAAAUAGCGACCGCUGUGACGAUGAUGGGGCCCGAUUGGCGGAUACGUCUCGCUAUCGAACGCGCCUACAACGACGGCAUCAGAGACAUGGAUCUCAAGUUCGUCGUUACGGAAUUAGCCGCGCCGGUCAUAUGUUGCUUCGGUCUCGCCCUCGCGGUUCCUUACGCCGUGGCCCACGGGAUAGUUCCCCUUCUAGUGACCAAUCUACAGACUCAGAUCCUCAUCGCCAGACGCCUGUAUCCUUUCCUUCUGCUAGUGAGCCUGGUCUGCGUGGUGAUCGGCUUUCAGAUACGUCAGUUCAAGAAGCUAUACGAGCAUAUUAAGAACGACAAGUAUCUUGUGGGACAGAGACUCGUUAAUUACGAACAUCGCAAUAAAUCGCAGCAACAUCAGUCGCAGAGAUCGAGCUAACGGCGUCAUUAGGCAUAAUAUUUGUUACGGUGGAAGGUGAAUUAUAAGAUUAGCUUCGUGUACAUUCUUUAACAUCUACGAUAAAAAAAAUGAUAAUUUAUAUUUAGUCACACGAUUUUAUUUUUAAUAUUAUAAUUUAUCGAUGUAAGAGCGAUACCAAAUAAAUCAAAAAAAGACUGUUA